UCUCCAACACCUCCAUUGACGACUUUAAUUGUUAACUAUCGCAGAUCAUAGAGAUAAAUAUAUUACAAAUCAUCACAAAAUGGAGAAAGUGCUUGUGGGCAAAGUGCUUCUGACGAUGAUGAUCGUCUGUGUGGUGGGCAGCGCUUCUGCGCAAAGUGCUUCUAACGUGAGAGCCACGUACAACCUGUACAAUCCUCAGAAUAUCAACUGGGACUUGCGUACUGCGAGUGUCUACUGCGCAACAUGGGAUGCUGACAAGCCAUUGUCAUGGCGCAGCAAAUAUGGAUGGACUGCCUUCUGCGGACCCGUUGGCCCUACCGGACAAGAUUCUUGUGGGAAGUGCUUACUGGUGACGAACACGGCCACAGGAGCGAAAGUGACAGUGAGGAUUGUGGAUCAGUGCAGCAAUGGAGGGUUAGAUUUGGACGUGAAUGUGUUUAACCAGAUAGACACAAAUGGACAAGGCAAUGCCCAAGGCCACCUUACUGUCAACUACGACUUUGUUGACUGUGGCGACUAAACCUUAAACUUUAAGCUCUAAACCUUCAACCAAUAAAUAAGUUUCAAUGUUGUAGAUGAAAUAAGUUCAAAGUGGGAUCGCUUCUUGGAUUAUAACAAGAAGUACUGUUAUUGUUGACUGUAAACUUGAAGCUUCUGGAAUAAAUGAUCAUAUGCAUUAAGAAUUACCCCUCA
Messenger RNA from Prunus mume (Japanese apricot), 693 nucleotides. NCBI's taxonomy places the organism in Eukaryota, Viridiplantae, Streptophyta, Magnoliopsida, Rosales, Rosaceae. The record is from RefSeq and is a predicted model, not a curated record.